AUGGUUCCUGCUCUCUGUCUGCUCUCGAUACCGCCUGCGUCCGCGCUCUCCCUGUUCGGCUUUGGAUCAUCGUCGGACGGCGCAGCGACAGAGGAAGCCAGGGCAAGAGCCGUGGCGCUGAUCAGGGAGAACGCUGCGGGAGACGAGUUCACUCCGCCUGCCUCGGGAGUCGGGAGGCGAGACGCGGCGAGGUUCGCGGCCGCGCGUGCUGCAGGGAAGCUUGUGUGCACCAGCAGCAGCGGGGAAGAAGGCUCGACGGAGAUCUCGUGGGACAAGAUAAACGACAACUUUUGUGAUUGUCCGCACGACGGGAGCGACGAGCCAGGGACCUCUGCCUGCAGCAACGGUGUCUUCGAGUGCGCCAACCGCGGUCACCGGUCGGUGCGUCUGCCGUCGUCCAGGGUCGGGGACGGCGUGUGCGACUGUUGCGACGGGAGCGACGAGCCGGCAGGGGCCUGCAAGGCGUCCUGCGAGGAGGCUUCGGAGGAAUGGGUGGCGGGCCUAGCCGACCGGGUGGUGAAGGUGGAGCAGGGCACGGCACGCAGGGUGGGCUACGCUGAGGCGGCCGUUGAGGCUGCCUCCGUCAGAACAAAGGAGAUCGAAGACAUAAGACUGGUCACCGAGAGCGCGAGGGAUAAGCUGGCCCAAGCGAAGGAGGCGCUGAAAGCUCUCGAGGAGCAGGAAACCCAGCAGAAGAACGAAAAGCUCGCUGAGGCGGAGAAGGCGGUGUCCGAGAGGACGCGAGGCGUGCUGGAGGACCCCGAAAGACUGGCGGCAUUGGCCGUUGCCGUCGCUUCGGCGGACGAGCCGUCGGCGACCCUGGAGACGCUGUGCCGAUCGGUGCUGGACGGGGUGGACGUAGGCGUGGCGCUCAAGGAUUUGCUUGACGAGGGGAAGAAGAAGGACAAGGACGGCAGCAAGAAGAAGGGAGUGCCUGGAGUUGGCGUUGGCGAGGAGGAUGCAGUGGACGCGUUUCUGUCGGCCGAAGACGAGGAUCUGGAGGCCGGCUACGACGGACACUUGGGAGGGUUGGGCGGCUACGACGACAUGAUGGCGGACUCGCACGCUGGGGGAGAAGGAGGCGGUGACAACGAGGGGAAUGGAGAGGGCGGAAGCACGAAGGUCGGGCUGGACGCGAGCGACGGGGGGGGGCACCGUGAGGCCGCGGCGGGGGGGGGUAAGGAGGAGGAGUCGGAGCAGCCGGAGGCGGCGGAGCCGAAGAAGAAGACUGCGCCGUUUAAGGCUCCGCGCGAGUUCAAAACCUUGAAGUUCGAGACACCGGAGGCAGUGGAGGGGAGGAAGGAGGUGAAAAACCUCAGCGAUGAUUUGAAAGUCCAAGAGAAAAAGCUCAAGACGCUGGAGCAAGAGGAGUCGGAGGACUACGGCGAGGACGGCGCGCUGUGGCCCCUCAAGGACAGAUGCAUCACCGCCAAGACAGGGGGUUAUGAGUAUCGAGUGUGCGCCUUCAAGGAUGCCCACCAGGAGGAGGGAAAGUCCAAGACGCUGAUAGGGAAGUGGAAGGGGAUCGAGAGAGCCAAGGCGGACGACAUGCGGCAGCUGCAACAGCAGCACCAGCAGUUGGUCCUGAGCGGCGACGUGCUCGUCUUCGACCGGGGGCAAAAGUGCUGGAACGGGCCCGCCCGCAGCCUGCGGGUAGCGCUGGCCUGCGGUACGGAGGACUCCCUCUCCGCGGUGACGGAGCCGGAGACUUGCACGUACGAGGCGGUGUUGGAAACCCCGGGGGCGUGUUCCUCCGCCCAGAGGGACGCCUUGAUUGCUAGCGUAGCAGGGGGGGCGGGGGAGGACCUUAGAAGUUCUGAUGGUGGAAAACCACUUAGCAUGGGGCUCAAGUGGUGUUGGUCGUCGGACUCCACGAAAACCAUCGAGAGCUCAAGCCAUAUUCUGCUUAUACUGUGUGCAGGUUGCUGGUACCAAUACCAUAACAUAUCAAUCGCGGGAUGAAUCUCAACCACAGAGGCUCUUUGUUUUUCUUUCGCCAAAGACCAACGUCAUUGUCGCACCUUGUCCAGCGACACAACUGAUUAUUCCAAGAGGGCGACUAAAAACCGCAGAAACUUGCGCCUGGCGCGCAUUGGUUUACGGCCUUGGUCUAAGCUUUGAACCUUCAAGAGAAAACCUUUGUAGGAGGCCAAAGUCGACCUGUCAUGGAAAAAAAAACUUUCUUCGGACAAACAACAAAAAACUCGAGUCCUCGUCCCCCGCCUCGAGGCGCAUAACGCGCGCGGAUCAUCGCAAAAGGUGGGUGAUCUCUUCCGUACCCUACAUGUCAAGCCGGUCUGGCAUGUAGGUACCUAAUGUGUGCUGUCUGCGGAGCCCCCUCUCGGUAACCAAAUCGCCGCCAAGAGAAGCGCAACCAAGAAGCAAGACGAAGGGCUUCGGUGGCGCACCAAGAAAGAAACGACGGAAGUUGCUGCCGUGCUGCCUCCUGUACUGCAAGUGCUACCGGGAAACGAAAGAGAAACUCGCCGUCAUUUGACGUUUCGCGCGAAUCGGAACAAUACCCGCCGCACAAACAACCCAACUCAAGGAAAAAGAGAAAACCUCAGGGGAGCGAAAAGAACAUGAGAACCGAAAAAAAUUCUACAGCCUCUAACGCCAAGAGGACUUCUUGGUGCCCCCCAUGGUCGACUUGAUGCCGGCGUCCCCCUGCCCCACAAGGUCC
Ectocarpus siliculosus is the source of this 2683-nucleotide messenger RNA. The record is from the annotation of a GenBank genome assembly. Lineage: Eukaryota; Phaeophyceae; Ectocarpales; Ectocarpaceae.